Ilex paraguariensis (yerba mate) is the source of this 981-nucleotide messenger RNA. Lineage: Eukaryota; Viridiplantae; Streptophyta; Magnoliopsida; Aquifoliales; Aquifoliaceae. The record is from the annotation of a GenBank genome assembly.
AUGGCGAAGAUCAUGAGAUAUUUUGUCUUUGAACUUCUGGAGGGUGUGAAGACGAAGGAAAUCCCUAUUACUAGGGAUUUCAUCAGUAUGUUAGAGGUUGAGACCAAGGGAGAUGAUAGAGAAAAAGGGCGGAUGGACGAAGAAACUCUCAAGGAUGAUGUGACGCUCAAUCUCACAUUGGGCAAUCUUUACAUGAACAAUGCACAAGGGUUGAUGAAUACUGAGGCUUCUGUGGAGAAACCCACCAUUAAUUCUCAAGAGUUAUGCGAGGAAAAGUUUGUGUUGAUGAAAUCAGAGAAUUCUAUAGAGAAAGGUAAACAAAUCAAGAAUUCUCUUGAGGAAGAGGAGGUUUGGUAUCACAAUGUACACAGGACAAUGAGAGUAGAGUUGCCCAUGAACCCUCCUUCCGUGGAUAGCACCAAAAAGUCUAAGAAGAGAGCUUCAAAGAGGAAGUUUUUUGAAAGUGAAAGUUCUGAAACAAAAGUUGUAAAGCCAAAGAAGCAGAGGAAGAACAUGCCACAAACGGGUCCAAACCCAAAACCUGACCUACCCACAAGGUUUAAGAAUUUAAUUAGAGGCGUGGGGGGUUCUGAGCCUGUGUUGGUGAUACAAAAACACUUGUCCCAUACAGACGUUAGUGACCAACAUGGUCGACUAUCGAUACCUAUGGGUCAAGUCGAACAGGGUUUUGAACUAGAUGACGAUGAGAAGAGAGAAGUGGACUUGCGCAAUAUUCAUGGAAAGAACUAUGGUGAAAUAUCAGCAUGGAUAAUGGGACCAUCCACGGAAAAAAGCCAGAUAAAGUUGAGGAAGUGGGGCACGAAGAAGCCUGGCCCUGGUGGUGAAAAUAAUCCAAUAUUUGGUCAUUCCAACUCAGUUCACAACGGUGGUUUAUUCUUGUUAGAGUCUGAACCGAAGAAGAAGAAGGAUCGAGUCAUGGAAAUAGCAAUGAUGAUGGUGCAAGCACUAGCAGAAGAUUAG